Molecule: messenger RNA, 3926 nt
Organism: Rhopalosiphum padi (bird cherry-oat aphid)
Lineage: Eukaryota; Metazoa; Arthropoda; Insecta; Hemiptera; Aphididae
Product: UDP-glycosyltransferase UGT5-like
Exons: 4
Coding region: 457-2001 (514 amino acids)
Molecular function (GO): UDP-glycosyltransferase activity
Source: RefSeq, a predicted model, not a curated record
AUUUUAUUAUGUCUAUAUUAUAAACAUAGGAUUCAGAUAUGUUUAUGUUGCAUAACAGACUGGUUCACUGAUCAUUGAUGUAGCACCUAUCAAACAAAUAACUGCAAUUAAACAAUUUUACAAUCAAAGUUUGUAUGGGUAACAAUUAAUAAUAUUUUAUUCAAUAACAAAUACAUUAAACAUAGUUUAGUAGUAGGUAGGUAUUUAUUAGUUAUUAUAUUAUGUAAGAGAUAUGUAUAUUUAACAAAUAAAAUUAAUUUAUUAGGUAGGUAUUAACUUAAUACUAUAAAACUAUUAUAUUAAUAGUGAUAGCAAGCAGUCCAGUAAAAUAAUUUAUUAUAAGUACUUAUAUAUAUAAAUAUACAAAAAUAUGGUUAUUUUUAUUUUAUUCUUCCUUUAUAUAUAUUAAAUAAAUAAAUUAUCAUCUUAACUUCAAAUUGGUGAGAAUUGUUCAAGAUGAACAGUGUAGUUUUGAUGAUUGGUAUUUUAAUAUCAGUGAAUAAUGGUUUAGCAUCUAAUAUAUUAGCCUUUUUACCAAGCAAAGCACGCAGCCACUAUGGAGCGUUUGAACCGUUAUUAAAAGAAUUAGCAGAAAAAGGUCAUAACAUGACUGUUUUAUCACCAUUCCCUAUGAAAAAUCCACCAUCAUCUUACCAUCAUAUUCAAGUCGAGGAUGAAGAUCUCGUAAUGGGUUUCAAUCCAUUCAGUGUAGCUAAAAAUUUCAAACCAAUUUUAGUUCCGUUCAGAUCUUGGUUUAUUUGGCCAAAAUUUACAGAAACAAUAUUAAACAAACAAUCUGUUCAGAAAUUGAUUCAUUCAGAAGGACUUAAUUUUGAUUUAGUUUUAUUCGAAAAUUUUUAUCAUGAGUGUUUUGUAGCUCUUGGGCAUAAAUUCAAUGCACCUGUUGUACAAUUAUUUCCAUCUAUUCCGAAUGCUGGUGUAGCACAGUGGCAUCGUAAUCCAUAUGAUGGGUCAUAUAUUCCAGAUGUCAACUCUGGAUUCUGUGACAAUAUGUCUUUCAUGGAGCGUUUGACAAAUACUGUAUUAUCAUUUAUGCAUACAGCUUUAGGUUCAUUUUUCUACUUUCCAAAGCAAAGGGAUUUAAUGGAUAAAUAUUUCAACUAUACUGGUUGGGAAACACGACCGUCAAUGGAGAACAUGCUAAAAAAUAUUUCACUGACAUUGAUUAACACACACUUUUCUGUUGGAACAUCAAGACCUCUUGUCCCUUCAUACAUAGAUGUAGCUGGAAUGCACCUCAAACCUGCAUCUUCACUCCCAGAAGAUCUUCAGGAUAUUAUGAAUAACGCUCCUGAUGGAGUCGUAUACUUCAGUUUUGGUUCAGUACUCAAACUAACACAAUUACCCGAAAAUGAAUUUGAAAUUAUUAUUAGACAACUUGGCAAGAUCAAGCAAAAAGUAUUAUUUAAGUGGGAAUCAGAUACUAAAAUAGAUUUUCCGCCAAAUAUAAUCGUUAGAAAAUGGUUUCCACAAGUUGAUAUUUUAGGCCAUCCUAAUUGUGUAUUAUUUAUUACUCAUGGAGGCAUACACAGUACUGAAGAAGCUAUAUAUUUUGGAGUGCCAAUGUUAGCUAUAUCAGUGUUUGGAGAUCAGUUACAUAACUCAUUAGUAAUGCAGAAUAGAGGUGCUGCAAUUCGAAUUAAAUACAGUGAAUUUACUGAAGAUUUAUUUGAAAUAGCUUUAUAUAAAAUAUUGAAUGACAAGUCGUUUAAACAAAAAGCAACAGAACUAUCACAGAUAUUUCAUGAUCAACCAUUAAAAUCAUUAAAUAAAGCUAUUUACUGGAUUGAAUAUGUAAUACGGUACAAUGGGGCUCAUCAUUUGAAAACAGCUGCUGGCCAAUUGACUUGGUAUGAAUUUCUACUAAUUGAUGGUUUGUUUUUGGUGAUCAUCAUGAGAAUAAUUAUAACUGUAAUAUUGUGGUAUAUAGGAAAAAAGUUGUGGAGAAAAUUUUGUUGUAUAAAAACUAAAAAAAACUAGGAAAAUACAUAUUGAUAUUGUUCAUGUUUUGUAAUAAAAAUAAAUAUGUAUAAUUUUCUUUAAUGAAAACAUUUAUCUGAGGAUGAAUUAAUGACAAAUAUAUUUUAAUUAUUUUUUAAUCAAAAUAUAUUUAGUUAAAAUGGAUAAUUUAUUUUUAACUUACAUUUUAUUAUUAUUAAAUAAGUUAUAUUGAACUAAAUUAUAUACCUACCUUUAUUUUAAAAUCUGUAAUGUCACAAGAUGACAAAAUUAUUUUUUAUAAAUUUAUAUUUAUUUUAAAACCUAGUCCAGUCAAAUCUCAAAAUGGCAGAGCUGACAAACAUGUUUCGAAAUGCCAGCACAUAACUUGCAUAUAGAAAGCUUAUAAUUUAUAUCCUAGCUAUUACCUUUAAUGUUAUAUGACUGUAUAUUGAAAUAUACAAUUUAGGUUUUGUAAAUAGAAAUACUAAAAACUUUAAAAUUGUUAAAUUUUUCUCUCAUUAGAUCUAAGUUUGAAUUUGGUCUCCUUAUUAUGCUACCUCUAUUGAUCUAUAAGAAAAUGUCCAUUGUAAGUAUACUACAUCUAUAUUUUUCAAAUUAAAUAUUGCUCUAUCUAGGGACUCAUAUAUUCUGCAAUAUACCUAGCUAGGUAUUACAUCUUGUGAACUUAGAAGAAAAGUCAGCGAUCUAAUGUUUUUAUAUGAUUUACUUAAUGGUAUCGUAGAUUGCCCCGAGUUACUAUAAAUGGUUGGCCUUUACACGAGUCAAAUCAACUUCAGGUUCAAUAAAUUAUUUUUUACCUCUAAUUAUAGCUCAGCAUCAUAUUUUCCAUGAGUAUUAAUGUUAGCAAAUAAAAUAGCAAACUUUGUUGAUUUUUUCUUUAUGUCUUGUGAAGUUUUUAAAUCAAAUGUUUAUAAUGGCUUAAUACAUUUUAAUACAUAAUUUAUUUAUUUACUGUUUUAUAUUCUUAUUGUAGUUUAUUAUAUAUUUUUUUUUUGUUAUUUUUGAAUAUUUAUUUGUAUUGUGUAUAAUAUUGUAAUCAAUCAGAUUUGAGUUAUACAGUAGACACCGCUUACAAGACUCACGGAUAUAAGGUUCAGUUGUUUAUUAGACUCAAAAUCGUCUGGAACGGUUCGGACAUAUCAAAAUAGAUUAAAAAAAAUCAGUUAUAAGACUCAAAUGUUGUAAAAUAAAUUUUUUUGGUUAUAAUUUAAAAAUAAAUUGGUAUUGAAAAAUUAAAUAAUAUUUGUGUUGAUUAUUUCUAGUUUCUGUUAGUACCUUAUAACGUAUAAUAAUUUUUAUCGCAGAUAAAAGUUCACAUUUAUCGCAACGAUUAUCGUUAUUAUAUUUUCGGAAUAUUAGAACAAUAUAAAAAAUAAACUAAAAUUACAAAUUUUUUUCAAAAUAAAUAAUAAAUACAUUAUACACACAUCCUUUAUAAUUAAAAUUAAUGUAAUAUUUACCUAUAAUAAUUUUAGUUUUUUUUAUCAGGAUUAUUAAAUUUAUUCAAUAAUAUGUAAUAUGUAAUAUGUGUUAGAGUAUUAAAAUUAAAGCAAAAUAUGUAGUAAAAUAAAAUUUAUAAAUACGUAAUUAAUUUUUUUUUUUUCCACUUCCCCUAUAAGAUUAAUUGGUUAUAAGACUCACUUUGUGCUGGUCCCUAAGCGAGUCUUAUAAGCAGCGUCUACUGUAUCUAUCUAUUUAUGAUGUCUCUAUCUUUUGCUAAAAGGUUCAUACCCAUUUACAAAUAAUAAAUAAAUAAAUACCAGUUUAAUUAUGAAAUAACAGAUGAGAUUGCAAUGGUGAAAUUACAACAUUUAAAUUAAGUGUUCCAGUUGUAGCUAAAUACAGUAACUGAUAUAUUUGUUUUAAAAUUUUAAUUUAAAAAAGUUAAAUUGUUUUUUUUUUUGUUGUUAUUCGUGAAUAAAAUAAAAAUACCUUAAUCUGUA